Molecule: messenger RNA, 1471 nt
Organism: Gymnodraco acuticeps
Lineage: Eukaryota; Metazoa; Chordata; Actinopteri; Perciformes; Bathydraconidae
Exons: 4
Coding region: 679-1170 (163 amino acids)
Source: RefSeq, a predicted model, not a curated record
GUAGUCGGCAGUUGCUCAGUGACACACACACACAUAUUUACAAGAAGGCAAGAGCCGGAGUUUCCCUGUUGCUUUCCAACAUCGAGGAUUUGACUGGAAAUGAAUGUUGGGAUAUAAUUUGAGUUCGGUUGGAUUACUUCACUGCUGUGUGGCUCCUGGAUAACCUUGGAUAUUUAAUGUUUCUGCUCCUGUGGGGGGGUGCAGACACAUGUUUUGGUAAUCGGGUGUCAGAGUGUGAGGAGACCGUGUGAAAGAGAACAGCGGCAGACUGACAAGAACAAACAAGCAGACGCAUAUAAAACCCAACACUGCUCCUGUUGUAAUAGACGAACCAACCCGUCAUAUCCUCAUUUUUUGUAUUUACCGACAUAAUAUUGUAUAUUUACAUUAAAUGAAACCAGAUCCAAACAUUUAAUCCAUUCCAUGUUUUGGUCAGUCAAGAGUAGACUAGGGCACCUGCAGUAUCCGAGGCAGUGUCUUCAGAGCUUCCCUCACACACCAUCUUAUUGGAUGUUUUUUUCUUUUUUUAAGAAGUUGUCUCUUAUGGCUUUGAAAGACAAUACUGUGGGGAGCUGCAAAGCACGCCUUUAAGAAUAUUACAUAGCUUACAUAGCAGAUAUUCGGUGGAAAGAAGUUGUGACGAGUGAAGCGCCAUCUGUCCAUCCCUGAAGAGGUGAGAUGUCGAGGCCCCCAUCCUCCCAGACCACCCCUCAGUUCUACAGGGUCAGCGAAAGAGAUCUCACCGAGAUCGAGCUUCAUUCGGUGGACUCCAUCAACGAUCUCCACCGAACACACCAUGAGAACAGCAACAAAGGGGUGAGACCUCCUCGUCCUGCAAACUCCCCCUCCUCCAAUGGGAAUCUCUACACAUGUGACAUGACAGCUGUCAAUCAAAGAGGCCGUCCAAACAGCAGCAAAUGGCAGCGUCGUCUGCAGGAUAUGUUGACCCCCAGUUCAUCGCGGGCCUACGCCAUGGGCUGUGCUAUCAUCACGCUGCUGCUGCUCACCGUGCUACUCAUCUUCUACUUUUUGGUCCAGCAGGGUGGAGCCAUCCAGAUGCUGACUGAGGCUGUGAGGGAGAAAGAGGCUGCAGCCACAGAGCUGUCUCUGCUGAUCCAACAGCUGCAUGCGCUGAGACACAACCUGACAGCUUUAGGAGGAGGGACAUGAUAUGCACAGAACACUAAACCUGGAUACACCCACUGGACAUGAGACGCUUGAACAUGCAGUACAACUGGGUUUUAGUUGAUUUUCCCUAAGUGUUGUCUGUGUUUAGGAUUACAUGUUACUGAUGUAAUUGAGGAAUAGGAGGUUUCUGGAUGCCCUGGUAAAUGUAACUUUCCAAUUAUCUCUUUUAUUCUGUCAUUGUGCAUCAUUAAAGCAGUAUAACUUGGUUAUAGAAUGAGUGAAUGGAUUAAUGUUGAAUGAGUGUUGCCAUUGUGUAAUGUAUAAAAGACACACUAUCUUAAUA